AUGGAAGCACAGUCAAAGCCGCCAAGGAGAAGGAGUCUCAUGUUGGGCAAUUUCGUGCACAGCGAGACACGCGAACAGCUCGGCUUCCUUCUCGACGCCGCUAUCGCCGUCGACGAGCGAGGCAAGAUUGUCGACAUGGACAACGGCUCAGACGAUGUCAAAACUGCCAAGAAGCAGCUGCUGUGCCGCCUGGGCUGGGACGAGCACGACCUGGACGUGUAUGCGUGCAGACGAGGCCAGUUCUUCUUCCCCGGCUUCGUAGACACGCACGUCCACGCCGCCCAAUAUCCAAUCGUGGGCGUGUUUGGCGAGACAAGCCUCCUCGACUGGCUGGACAAACAUGUCUUUCCCUGCGAGCAGAGAUUCGCAGACGACAAGGUCGCGCGGCAAGUCUACACGGCGUGCGUGCGGAGGACUCUGGCCCACGGCACGACGACGGCGGCCUACUACGCCACCACUCACGUUGCCGCGACCAAGUCACUGGCCGACAUCUGCCUCGGUCUGGGCCAGCGGGCGUUCAUCGGCCGGGUGUGCAUGGACAGGGACCUGGGCCCUGCGGCGCUCCGGGAUCCGUCGACGCGGGAGUCGCUCGAGAGAAGCGACGAGGUGACGCGGUACAUCAACGGCCGGGAUGCGCAGGACCGUCUUGUCAGGCCCAUCCUCACGCCUCGCUUCGCCCUCAGCUGCACGCGCAAGGUCAUGUCUGGGCUCGACGAGAGGCACAGGGAGCACGAGCUGCCGAUACAGACGCACAUGUCGGAGAGUCCGCGCGAGGUGGAGGACGUGGCCCGGCUGUAUCCCGAGGCGGGAUCGUACGCCAAGGUCUACGACGAGCACGGCCUGCUGACGGCCAGCACGAUUCUCGGACACUGCAUUCACUUGAGCGAGGGCGAGGCUCGGCUCGUCGGGGAGCGGCGGGCCAAGGUGUCCCACUGCCCCUGCAGCAACUCUGCUCUCGGGAGCGGCGAGGCGCGCCCCUUCGAUCCUGGAGGCGGCCAGGCAGGCGGUCCUCGUCAGCAGACACCUGGCGAUGAAGGCCCCGGACGAGGAGGCGCGCAGACGGGUCAACCUCUCGGUCGCGCAGGCCUUGUAUCUGGCCACGAGAGGUAUCUGGCCACGAGAGGCGGCGCCAAGGUGGUCGGGCUGGAGCACACCGUCGGCGGCUUCCAGGUAGGCAUGGACUGGGACGCACAGCUCGUGGGCCUGCAUGUCGUGGGGGGCGGCGGCGAAGGCGAGCACAAGGACAGCGGAAACGUCGACUUGUUCGAGUGGGACUUGUGCAACUGGAAGACUAUCGUGGCCAAGUGGGUGUACAACGGGGAUGACCGCAACACCAAGAUGGUCUGGGUCAAGGGCCGACGCGUCCACAAGAGAUGA
Messenger RNA from Metarhizium album ARSEF 1941, 1377 nucleotides. RefSeq names its product guanine deaminase. The transcript is spliced from 3 exons. Gene Ontology annotation, biological process: guanine metabolic process. Gene Ontology annotation, molecular function: zinc ion binding; guanine deaminase activity. Bases 1 to 1377 code for a protein of 458 amino acids. NCBI's taxonomy places the organism in Eukaryota, Fungi, Ascomycota, Sordariomycetes, Hypocreales, Clavicipitaceae. Gene Ontology annotation, cellular component: cytosol. The record is from RefSeq and is a predicted model, not a curated record.